Pungitius pungitius (ninespine stickleback) is the source of this 1959-nucleotide messenger RNA. Its product is annotated as GDP-L-fucose synthase-like. Gene Ontology annotation, molecular function: GDP-L-fucose synthase activity. The transcript has 10 exons. The record is from RefSeq and is a predicted model, not a curated record. Lineage: Eukaryota; Metazoa; Chordata; Actinopteri; Perciformes; Gasterosteidae. Bases 199 to 1179 code for a protein of 326 amino acids. Gene Ontology annotation, biological process: nucleotide-sugar biosynthetic process.
AUAACUACGUGACGUAGCUUAGUGGACGUGGAGUCGCUUCCUAGAGUUACCUGCACCUGCCAGCAUAGCUAACAUCAACUUUCGUUUUCCCCGUGGGCUGUCUUACCUCAGCUCAACAACUCGGUUCCUUACAGACUGCUCCCCUCCGAUGAGAAGGAAGGAUAGUGACAAACAAGUUCUCUUUUGGAUACCAGAAAGAUGAGCUGCCAGGGUGAUCAAACCGCUGCGUUGAGGGUUUUGGUGACCGGAGGGUCCGGCUUGGUGGGCCGAGCCAUACAACAUGUGGUCAAAGAGGAGGAAGGCGGGGGCAAGGAGGGGGAAGAGUGGAUUUUUCUGUCCUCCAAAGAUGCCAAUCUAAUGAGCAUGGAGGAGACAAGGGCAGUGUUUGAGAAAUUCCGGCCAACCCACGUCAUUCACCUGGCUGCUAUGGUUGGGGGGCUUUUCAAGAACAUAAAAUACAACCUGGACUUUUGGAGAAACAAUAUCUACAUCAAUGACAACGUGCUGCAGGCUGCCCAUGAAUUUUCCGUGGUCAAAGUUGUUUCCUGCCUGUCCACCUGCAUCUUUCCUGAUAAGACCAAAUACCCCAUUGAUGAGACAAUGAUCCAUAAUGGUCCACCUCAUGAGUCAAACUUCGGUUAUGCCUAUGCAAAGCGAAUGAUUGACGUCCAUAACAGGGCAUAUUUCAAGCAGCAUGGGUGUUGCUAUACAGCGGUAAUUCCCACUAAUGUGUUUGGUCCCCAUGACAACUUCAGCAUUGAAGAUGGUCAUGUGCUGCCAGGCCUCAUACACAAAGCGUACAUUGCUCAAAAGGAGGGUAAGCCCCUGGUGGUCUGGGGAUCCGGCACUCCCAGAAGGCAGUUCAUCUACUCUCUGGACCUGGCUCGUCUCUUUCUGUGGGUCUUGAGAGAGUAUCCAGAGGUCGAUCCAAUCAUUCUUUCUGUUGGAGAGGAGGAUGAAGUGUCCAUCAAAGAAGCAGCAGAAGCAGUUGUGCAAGCACUGGACUUUAAAGGAGAGGUGGUGUUUGAUACCAGUAAAUCUGACGGCCAGUUCAAAAAGACAGCCAGCAAUGAAAAGUUGCGCCGCUACAAGCCGGACUUCACCUUCACACCCUUCAAACAAGCUUUGAAGGAAACCUGCGAUUGGUUUGUGGCCAACUAUGAAUUGUCCCGGAAGUGAAAAUUCUUGCCAAGGAGUCUGUACCGUCAGUAGUUGGAUUUUCCCGCUUUGUUGGAAUAGAAGCUGAGUAGAGAAGACGGCGAUGAAGAGGUCCACGAAAGCCAAGGAGGACAGAUGUUCUGGAUAGAUGGUUUUAAGAAUUGUUGAGUUACUGAUUUGGACAGACCCUCAGUUAAAGUCUGUUACUGGUUUUUUUAGAGUAUAUGGAGAAAUCCUGCGUCUACUGGUGUAUUUCUCUUUGUGCGGUUAUUCAUUGGAGUUGUUAAAGUGGUGCAACUUUGAAAUCUGGUUUGGGCAAAAUGUUAUAUUUACCAUAAAUCAUCUUCAGCAUUUGAAUUGCUUAUUUAGCUUGAAGUCACUGUUUAAUCAAGGCGUUAGUGAUGAGAUACAAUUCAAUCAGUAUUUAGUGUAAUUGAGUUUUUCCACACGUUUAGGAUAACUCAUUUUCAUAACAUGCACUUUUCCUAGAUUUUACAUUUUAAACUUUUGUGGGGGAGAGAUUUAGAUAACAUGAGACUCCUCUGCUGCUGCUCAGUGCAUGUUUUUUGAUUAACUAAAGGGAAGCAGAAUUUUAGUUCAGAAAAAGCACUUUGCAACAGGAACACACUAGAAGGUUUUGCAGGGUACUGUUUAAGUAGAGGCUUGGUUAUUUUCAGUCAGCAUAUUGGCACAAUACAUGUUUUAUUACUGUGUCUGGCCUAAAUCAUUAAGCGGUCUUUCAUAAUGAGGAUACUUUAAGGUGUCCCUCUUUUACAAGAAAAUAAACAGCAAUUGAAUCCA